Dendrobium catenatum is the source of this 1729-nucleotide messenger RNA. RefSeq lists its product as uncharacterized. Bases 249 to 1424 code for a protein of 391 amino acids. The transcript has a single exon. NCBI's taxonomy places the organism in Eukaryota, Viridiplantae, Streptophyta, Magnoliopsida, Asparagales, Orchidaceae. The record is from RefSeq and is a predicted model, not a curated record.
GGGUGGGGCAAAAGGUUAACGACGGGAAGCCGCCUUCCCAAAAAAUCCCCAUUUCCUCACCGCAUAAAUGCUCUCUUCCUCCUAGGGUUUUCUCCUCGAGAUCCCUCUUCCUCCUCAUCUUUUCCUUCGUUGCCCGAAUCUUAUUGGUCUUGUAAGCCAUCCGUCCCCGAAAAAGUUCUAUCUUUGUCAAGGAUUAGGGAUUUAUAGAAUCAGAAUUCUAGGGUUUCGCCGAUCUUCCUGAAACGAGAAUGCCCACCAUGGACUAUCAGAGCUCUUCCGUUCCAUUCUCGUCGAUCGGCCGUUCGAUCCUGAGCCUCCGGCGAGAUCAGGUUCACGCCAUGGAUGGCCAACACGAGCUCGGUUCGAGCCAGGAGCAGGAGCUGGAUUUCUUCCAGCGUCAUGUUGCCGAUCUCUUUGCGGACCUAUCCUCUUCCGGCGGAGAGGAGCUGCUCUCCCUUGCCUGGGUCCGUAAGUUACUCGAUUCAUUCCUACUUUCCCAAGAGGAAUUCCGUAUUAUUCUCUUCAAUAACCGGUCGAUCCUCUCUCGCCAUCCACUGGAUCGGCUAAUCGCCGAGUUCUACGAGCGCGGGGUGAAGGCCCUCGAUAUCUGCAACGCCAUACGCGACGGGAUCGAGCAGGUGAGGCAGUGGCAGAAGCACAUCGAGAUCGUGCUCGUUUCCCUAGAUCCGUGCAACAAGCCCAUUGGCGAGGGCCAGCUCCGCCGCGGUAAGAAGGCGCUGACAGAUCUCGCCGUGCUUAUGCUUGAUGAAAAGGACCCGGCUUCCGUUCUUGCUCAGCGAAAUCGUUCGUUUGGCCGCAAUAGCCAGAGCUCUAGCAAGGAUUGUCACCGUGCCGGUGGCCACUUCAGGUCGUUGUCCUGGAGCGUUUCUAGAUCAUGGUCGGCUGCACGUCAGCUGCAGGCUAUUGGAAACAACAUAUAUGCUCCUCGUGGCAAUGAGAUUGUGGCUACCAGUGGGCUUGCGAACCCUGUUUUCACUAUGAAUUUGGUUCUUCAUUUUGUGAUGUGGGCUCUGGUUGCAGCGAUACCUUGUCAGGACCGUGGAUUUCAAACUCAUUUUUCAAUUCCAAGGAGCUUUUCUUGGGGUGUUUCGAUUUUGUCACUGCAUGAUAAGAUAAUGGAGGAAUCGAAGAAGAAGGAAAGGAGGAAUUCUGUUGGGUUGUUGAAGGAGAUUCAUCAGAUUGAAAAAUGCACCCGCCAUUUGUUGGAGUUGACUGACUCUCUUCAGCUCCCAAUUGCAGAAGAGAAGUUGAUGGAGUUGAGAAAAGGGAUGCAAGAAUUGGGUAUUGUGUUUGAUGCUUUGAAGGAAGGAUUGGAGCCAUGCGAGCGCCAAGUCAGAGAGGUUUUCCAUAGGAUUGUGCGCAGCCGGAUGGAAGGUCUUGAUUCCUUACAUAAACAUGAUUGAUCUUUUUUAACAGUUUUUUGUUGGUUGUUCUCAGUUUAGACUCUUGCUGUGUUUCCUACUUUAAAAUUCACCUUCCAUGAAUUCAAUUGCACCAACCUGUUGCAGAAGAAGGUAAAGGGUAAGAAGAAGAACCAUUUUGUCAAAACGUCUCUCCUGCUAAUAAAGUUGAAGCAGUUAGUUUUCUUGUAUUUAUUGUAUUACUUCAAUGUAAAAAAGUAUUUAAUUGUAAUGCCUGUUGAUGUUAGUGUCAAGUUUUGUUUUAUGUUCUUGUUGUAUAAAUUUUUCUUUUGAAGUUUUGAAUCCUC